This is a messenger RNA of Aedes aegypti (yellow fever mosquito), 1455 nucleotides long. RefSeq lists its product as uncharacterized. The transcript is spliced from 4 exons. The coding region runs from base 61 to 1278 and encodes 405 amino acids. The record is from RefSeq and is a predicted model, not a curated record. Lineage: Eukaryota; Metazoa; Arthropoda; Insecta; Diptera; Culicidae.
GGCCACAGCGUUUUCAACUCUGUUCAAAGAUAGUGUUGCAGUGAACGACUCUCGAUCACCAUGUCCGACCACAGUCAAACUCCUGCGUGGCUAAACGAUCAUUUUUUCACAGAAAUAUUGAAACAAUCUGAAAAUGAUCCUUCUCUUCAGCUGGUGGGUGAAUGCAUACUACGUCCGGCAACCCUUGGGGACCACUAUGGUAGCGUAAUGUUCCGCACUGCGAUUCGCUAUCAAUCGGAAAGGUUACCCGAGGAGCAGGAAAUAAGCCUGAUCAUCAAAACUCAACCGACAGCAGAAGGAUACAAGAAGGAAGUGUCCAAGGAUAGUAAGAUAUUUUCCAAGGAAAUUCUAAUGUACAGGGAAAUUCUUCCUGCCAUGGCGAAGGUGCUAAAAGAAGCCGGUGAAGAAUUCGAAGUUGCUCGAUUGAUUUAUGCAUCGAUCCAGCCGAAUACCGUUAUCGUGUUGGAAGAUAUGACUCCAAAGGAUUGGUUGCCGAAUCGUGUCUGCAUCGGAAGUAUCGAAGAAGUGAUGCAUACUUUGAGAAAUAUUGCAAAUUUUCACGCAGCUUCGCUUUAUCUCAAUCAGCAUAAGAUCAUGGAUCUAUCAUCGAACAGCAUAAAGGAGAUUCUGUGCGAAGGCAUGGUGCUCACUCAGUUCAGCACGAGAUUCGAAGAGUUUUGUGACGCUGUUGGAAAGUGGGAUGACUGCGAAACAUUCACUGGAAAGUUGAGAACCCUACUCAAAUCGGUGGGUCCGAAAUACGCAAACGUGUACACUCCCAAUCCGCAAACCGUAGGAUACAAUGUGCUUAACCAUGGGGACAUGAAUUGGAAAAACAUUUUGGUCAAGAAGAACUCCGACGGGCGAAUCGUGGAUUCCAUGCUGAUUGAUUACCAGUGCUGUCAUUGGGGAACGCCGGCAAUUGAUGUCCUGUACUUGUUGGACUUGAUAGUCGAUAAUGAUACCAAGAAGGCGCAUAGGAAUCGUAUCGUGUACGAAUAUCAUCAUCAUUUUGCAGCGGUUUUGGCUAAACUAGGGUACAUGGAGAAGAUUCCUAGUCUAGUGGACCUGCAAAUGGAACUGCUUCGGAUGGGAUUCCUUGAGGUCAUGCACGUGGUUGUAUUCGAAAAGUUCAAAUUCGAAGAGCUUACCGACACAACAUUCGACAACUUCGAUCAGGGUAAUCCGGAUGAUCCAUGCUAUGAAACCGAACCGUUCAGCAGUAUCAUUCGAUCGGAACUGCCAGCGCUGAUGUACAGGGGCUUGUUGGAUCAGUGAUGCGGUAGAUGGAGCAAGUCAAACUAGUAAUUCUGAUUUAUCGUUUUAAGAAUUCGGAUAUUGUAGAUUGUCCAAACUGUCCCAGUGUUCGAAUCAUUCAAUGUAUUGUAUCAUGUACAGAGUUCAGAGAUGUUUUUUUGUACUGAAAUAUAUCGGAGAAGAUCCAUCAUGAGCCUA